AUGGCAAGCAUGAAUGAGAGGUUGAAGUCUAGAGACAAGUUGGCUGUACUAGGGCUCAUCCCUACUGAUACAUGUCCAUUAUGUGGUUUAAUAUCAGAAUCUUAUUCUCAUCUGUUUUUUGCUUGUACAUAUAGCCUUCAAUGUCUUCGAGACAUUUUGACAUGGUUGGGUAUCAGGAUUGUUAGUGAUUCCCUUGCUGAUUUUACAUCUCGGAAGUGGAAGUGUGCUACAGCGAAGAGGAAGAUUUCUACUAUUGCACUAUGCAGUCUUACGUAUGAAAUCUGGAGUGCUCGGAAUGAUUCGGUUUGGAAUUUUAAAGUCCCAAUGGUAAGUAGGGUUACUAGGCAGGUGAAACUUGCAGUAAAGAGCAGAGUUUUUGCAUAUCCCAAUCAAAAGCGUUAA
Messenger RNA from Amaranthus tricolor (Joseph's coat), 402 nucleotides. RefSeq lists its product as uncharacterized. Bases 1 to 402 code for a protein of 133 amino acids. The transcript has a single exon. NCBI's taxonomy places the organism in Eukaryota, Viridiplantae, Streptophyta, Magnoliopsida, Caryophyllales, Amaranthaceae. The record is from RefSeq and is a predicted model, not a curated record.